Messenger RNA from Scutellospora calospora, 178 nucleotides. NCBI's taxonomy places the organism in Eukaryota, Fungi, Glomeromycota, Glomeromycetes, Diversisporales, Gigasporaceae. The record is from the annotation of a GenBank genome assembly.
AUGCAAGACUACGUUCAACAAGAAAGUGAAUUUCAAGCUGGUAUUCCGCCACGUCUUGUGUCUGUAUUUUAUUCAAUGUUCGAUCCGGAUAAAGGACCUCAAGUAGUUUUUGAUGUACCAGAAGGUUUCAUUAUUUCCAAAUAUAUUGUUCCAACACCAGCGUUAUGUGGUCAUUUUG